Molecule: messenger RNA, 2096 nt
Organism: Salvelinus sp. IW2-2015
Lineage: Eukaryota; Metazoa; Chordata; Actinopteri; Salmoniformes; Salmonidae
Product: rho-related GTP-binding protein RhoU
Biological process (GO): Cdc42 protein signal transduction; endocytosis; establishment or maintenance of cell polarity
Molecular function (GO): protein kinase binding; GTPase activity; GTP binding
Source: RefSeq, a predicted model, not a curated record
UGGUGCAAUGUUUUUUCUGACUCUGGUGUUUGAUGAUGUCAUGUUGCUCACGAGUAGAAGGCUGAGCUUUUUUUACAGUCAUAGGGCUGAGUAGGUGAGGGGAGUGCAAACUACAACUUUGGAAAAGAUUCAGGAAAUACAUUUCUAAUCAUACAGGGUGGAAACAUUUUCACCUAUUGGAUUUAUUGCUUGAGGAAUUUAUUUCUGUACAAUGGGGGAUUUACAUCAAGGUGUCUACAUCGUCUUUGUAGAAAGGCAACACUUUUUCCAGCCAUGGAACUCCACAGAAGAUAAGGGACAGUUCUUGUGAAAGUCCCGUUGAUGUCAGAUCUAGGAAACUACUGGUUUGGSGUAACUAGGAUUAACUGGUUGCUGGACAGUUCCAUUGGCGAUACCACAAGGCGAUGCCACCCCAGGACGACGGAGAUUAUAAACCUGUAGCGGUGUCGGCGGCGGUCCCACCGGUUCCUCCUCCGAGGGUUCGGAGCAGAGAGUCGUUUUCGGGCUCCAAGUGUCGGCCCGGUGGCGGAGAGCGCAAAGUGAAGUGUGUGCUUGUCGGUGACGGCGCAGUUGGGAAGACGAGCUUGAUUGUCAGCUACACCACAAAUGGAUAUCCAACUAAAUAUGUCCCAACUGCCUUUGAUAAUUUUUCAGCGGUCGUGGCAGUUGAUGGCAAGCCAGUGAAACUGCAGCUUUGUGACACAGCUGGACAGGAUGAGUUUGACAAGCUGCGUCCGCUCUGCUACACCAACGCAGACAUCUUCCUGCUGUGCUUCAGUGUCGUCAGCCCCUCCUCCUUCCAGAACGUAACAGAGAAAUGGGUGCCAGAGAUUCGCCGGCACUGCCCGCAGGCACCGGUGGUUCUGGUGGGCACCCAGUCAGACCUGCGGGAGGAUGUUAAUGUUCUGAUUGAGCUGGCCAAGUACAAAGAGAGGCCUGUGGUGCCCCAGGAGGCCCAGCAGUGUGCCGAGGACAUGAGGGCCGUGUCAUACAUGGAGUGCUCAUCACUCACCCAGAAGAAUCUCAAAGAGGUGUUUGACGCAGCCAUCGUGGCCAGCAUCCAGCACUCUGACAGUCAGCAGCAGCAGCAUCAACUGACAAAACGGACUCCAGACAAGAUGAAGAAGCUUUCUAAGUCAUGGUGGAAGAAGUACUGUUGCGUGGUUUAGCCUCUAUCUGUGUGUGUGUGACAGGACGGACGCAUAGGUUCCAAUUUUGCUUCCAUGUCAGCACGUUAACAGACUUCAGGGMCAGUAAGGAAAACAGUGACUGGAAUAUGGACGAAGGUCUGGUCUGAAGUAUCUGAGUUAUGUGUAGGUUAGGCCUCAAUGACCCCAUGCUAUUUUUGCUUUACCAACGUGAGCUGCACUGGAGACAGAGCUGACUUCCCUCAAAGACUACUCAUUGACUUUCCACUGCCUUAUAUCCAUGAUCCUAGGGGGGGGACAGCUUCUACAUGGACUACUGUGGAAGAUGAAGCCCUCUUGAUAACCAGGAGGGCUUAUGUUGUUAUAUCAUUGUUUUAUUAACCUGGUUUACUCUGACCUUUCGCAUGYUAAGUGUACAGUAUGUAAACUCAGAUUCAUUUAGCAUAUGAGAUUGAGUCAACUUUCCGAUGUGGGAUUUACCAUCUCUUCGAUUUAGCAGUGCCUAUGGUAAAAAAAAAAAAUCUGUGCAGUAAUCAGAUAAUGCGAGGAGAGUACUGUGUAACGUUCAUUAUUUUAAUGCGUGUUCUUUCAGCCCAUAUUGGAGAGCCUCAUUUGGCUUGUUGUCUAAUGUACAAACCACACCGAAACAUAGAUUUUAUUUUCUCCCAAAAUAUUUUUUCAGAAUUUCUAACUGUUGUUUACAUUAGGACAUGUGUUCUGUCCAAGCUCAUAUGAGGGUCACAGUCUCUAGCUAUGUGCUGGAAUUCUAACUAGACUUGUUGACCUUUGGUUCACUUCACCAUAGCACCACCUGAGGAGUUUUAAACAAACACCUUACUCUGUACAGGGCUGACUGCAGCUGAGUCAACGUUAACUCUUAACUACCUUACUCUGUACAGGGCUGACUGCAGCUGAGUCAACCGUAACUCUUAAACUACCCUUACUUUG